CGCAGUACAAAGUCAAUCCGCUCAGCUCCGUCAAGUUCCUUAUCUACGUCCUGCAUGAUAGGCGAAGCAUGUCCCUAUAUGGUGGGGUUUUGCGAUUGCGGGGUUGAGCUACACCUGCUGUUUGUGUACUUUUCCUUAUCGUAUCUUCCUAUCGCUGGGAUGGCAAUCAUACAUUGUCAAAGACGACAGGUGUCCAUCACGCCUUGUUGAUCAUGGCGUGACUGACAUGUACAAGCUUCAUCUGCUAGACUCUUGCGAUACUCCGACGCCUUUUGCUUCCUCACAUGUCCACAACGCCCACCUCAAGCCAAUACUUGACACCACUCACCAUCUGCAAAUAUGGCACCAGUCGUCGACGUCCACACUCACAUCUAUCCACCGGCAUACGUGUCGCUCCUCCGCUCACGCAAAGAUGUUCCAUACAUGCGCACCUUCCCUGACAACCCCUCCGCCGGUGAACGUCUCGUCAUCCUCCCCAGCGAGGAUGCAGCUACAUCCACUGCACGAGGCCGCCCAAUCGGCCCCGAAUACUAUGAGGAAGAGGAGAAGAUCAAGUUUAUGGAUAAACACCACAUUGACAUUUCUGUAAUCUCGCUCGCAAAUCCAUGGUUGGAUUGGUGUGACAAGGGAGAGGCGGCCGAGGCUGCAAGGAUGAUCAACGAUGAUGUUGAAGCUGUGUGUGCGAGACAUGCAGGCAGAUUAUAUGCUUUUGGUACGCUGCCACUAUCUGCAGGUGCCGAGGCAGUGGUAGAGGAGAUCAAACGUCUGCAGGCACUCAAGUACUCCCGUGGCGUCAUCAUUGGCACCUCGGGUCUUGGUGCGGGUCUCGACGAUCCUGCUAUGAACCCCAUCUGGAAUGCUCUGCAAGAGACCAAACAACUCGUCUUCUUGCACCCCCAUUACGGACUUCCCGCCUCCGUGUAUGGAGACCGAGCAAACGAUUACGGUCACGUCCUCCCCCUCGCUCUCGGCUUCCCCCUCGAAACCACAAUCGCCAUAACCCGCGCCAUCUUGAGUGGAGUCUUUGACCACUACCCCAACCUCGAAAUCCUCCUCGCACAUUCCGGCGGCACUUUACCCUUCUUGGCCGGUAGAAUUGAAUCUUGCAUCGCUCACGAUGGACACUUGAAACAUGCAGGUAAAACCGAGGGACGCAGAAGUAUUUGGGAGAUUUUAAAGAGCAAUAUUUAUCUUGAUGCUGUGGUGUAUGCAGAGCCGGGGUUGAAAGCAGCGAUUGAAGCGAGUGGGAUGGAUAGAUGUAUGUUUGGAACUGAUCAUCCGUUUUUUCCUCCAUUGGAGGAUGAAGGGGAUGAGUGGGUUAGUGUCAAGACUAAUGCUGAGGCGGUAGGAAAGGCAUUUGGAACAGAUGAAGCAGCGCGAGAGGCUGUUAUGGGUGGAAAUGCUGUUAGAGUGUUGAGAUUGGGGUGAUGAGUUCGUCUCUUUUGAUCUCGAAGAUAUGGAUUUGUUGUAUAUGUAAGACCGGACCUCUUUUUACCGUCGAUUUGCAUGACACCCUGGGUGAUGAUGCAGCUCUCAUACACUUGACCCUGUCAGGUCCCUUCUACUGCCAUGUCGAGAUCUCGACUCUCUUGCCCAUGCACUGCCAUAUCUGGCCAAGUUCUUUUGACGCACAAGAGGGCCUGGCACCGC
Molecule: messenger RNA, 1650 nt
Organism: Aureobasidium subglaciale EXF-2481
Lineage: Eukaryota; Fungi; Ascomycota; Dothideomycetes; Dothideales; Saccotheciaceae
Exons: 1
Coding region: 340-1428 (362 amino acids)
Biological process (GO): secondary metabolic process
Cellular component (GO): cytoplasm; cytosol
Molecular function (GO): carboxy-lyase activity; hydrolase activity
Source: RefSeq, a predicted model, not a curated record